Messenger RNA from Plutella xylostella (diamondback moth), 3342 nucleotides. The record is from RefSeq and is a predicted model, not a curated record. Lineage: Eukaryota; Metazoa; Arthropoda; Insecta; Lepidoptera; Plutellidae.
UGUAAGUGAAAAUAAUUUAUUCAAUCUUGUAAGUUAUUUAUACGACUGCAUCGAGAACAUACUUUCUUUAAUUUGUUCUGUGUACAAAAUCAAAUUUUCGCCGUUAUUUUUCUAUCUGACUGACGCUUGAAUUUUCCUGGCUUUCCCGCCAUUUUGUUUUGUCUCACUAUUUCUAUAGCGGAGACUUUACGAAAAAAUUACAAUUUGCUUACAAUAUUCACUUAUUGAUGCAAAUUUUAAUUCUUUUUAUCAUUGAAAGGACACUGUUCUUUUGCUACUAAUCUAUUUGUUUUGCUUGUUGUUUUUUGUGACUGAUUACAGAACUUCGUCCAAAGUCAGCGUGUUAAGGUUUUCCCUCCGUUUGUGACCUGCGUCUUCCCUCAGCCAUCAUCAGCCUUGUGACCAGUCUUACACCUCCAAUAAUUUCCACUUUUCCCUGUCUGACAUGAUUCGGAUUCGCAAGUGCGUCGUAGAUGGCUGCAAAUCUGAUGUGGGAUCUAAAACCUCCCGGUGGCCGCAUGACCCUCGAGUUUCAGAUGUUUGGUUGGACACUCUCAAACCAUAUUGUUCCGGGUUGAUGGGCCUACCUAGAUAUCGUCUCAGGGAAAAAGUUGUGUGUUUGAAGCAUUUUGAACCCAAAAGUUUCACAAGAGGAAGGAGGCACUACAUGGCUGUACCAUCUUUAUUUACAGCUGAGGAAAUUUCAUCUGGCAAGCCAAAAUAUGAAAAUUUCCACUCCAUGCAUGCUAAAUGGGAUCACGAUUAUGCAAAGAAAAUACCUCUCAAUGCACCUCUGGAAACUACCAAAAGACAUCUGUCAGGAUCAGAACUGGAAGACAUUAUAAAAGUGUUAAAUACAGUGAACCUUGAGCAUUCAUAUGCACUGCCACCCAAUAAAAAAAAGAAGUUUAAUACUGAUGGUAACGACACUAAUGGCUCGUGUGGUUCUAACUCGCAGAGAGAGUUAGAUAAUUUUAACAUAUCCGCAGCAACAGACAUUUCAGGAACCAUUCCUGAUGAUAUUACGACCGCAGAAUGUACUGUUCGUAUUCCGGAAGUCAUAUCUCCUAGCUGUUCAAGAAGGUCCAAUGUGACAUUAGAAACCAAGACGGCAAGGAAAAGACUUAUAAAAAGUGUACAACAAUUAACCCCCAGAUGCAAGAAAAUGUACCAAAAAUGCUCGACUAUACUGAAAUCCCGUCGCCGUAUAGUUCAGUCAUACCAGGAGCGAAUAGAAAAAGCUGAAAAACUAAAUCAGAACAAAUCUUUUUCUGAGCUUGUAGAGAAACUGACUCCUCAAGCCAAGACAUUCCUUAAAAUGCAGGUCACGCUCGCCAAUAAACACAUAAAAAGACGGAGGUUCACAACUGAACAGAAACUCUUGGCUCUAUCACUCCAAAAGCAAAGUCCGAAAGGAUAUAAAUUGCUGCACAAGAUAUUUAUCUUGCCUAGCAGGCGCACUCUAAGAAAAUUUACUCAUCAUAUUUCUCUUGCACCGGGAAUAAAUGAAAACAUAUUUACACAACUAAAGGAGUCAGUUCGGAAUUGGGAUGACAAAAAAAAGUGCUGUUCCAUUGUGUUUGAUGAAGUGGCGUUGACACCUCAUUUGACAUUCUUAGAAUCUGAAGAUCGCAUUGACGGUUUUGUGAAUUUUGGUGCCGAAGUGGAAAGGAAACUAUGCGAUCAUGCCCUUGUUUUUAUGGUUCGAGGUAUAUGCACUUCAUGGAGACAGCCCAUAGCUUAUUAUUUAUGUGAAGGAACAACUCCAACUAUUAAGUUGAAAAACAUUUUAAAGGAAGUAGUAACUGCUGUCUCUCAAACGGGACUUCUUCCAAAAGCGCUAGUAUGCGACCAAGGGUCGACGUUUCAAUCCUGCAUGAACAGUAUGCGAGCAGAUACUCGCAGAUGUCAAUUGCUCCGUAAUGAUCCCCCAAAUAACAAAGUGGAGAUUGAUGGUCAUGCGCUGAACAUAAUUUUCGACCCUCCGCACCUCAUUAAAGGGAUACGGAAUAACUUUUUAAACAAAGAUAUGAUGUUUAAAGGAAAUAUAGCUAGAUGGAGUGACAUUGUCGAAGUGUACAAAAAUGACUGCCACGUAGGAGAAAUUAGAAUGCUUCAUAAAUUAACAGAUGAACAUGUCAUCCCAGAUAAAAUAAGGAAAAUGAAAGUUAAAAACUGUACACAAGUCCUCAGCGAGCGAACCGCUGCAAUGCUCUUGUUUACAUCCAAUUAUGGCACGCAUGCAGAUGGUUCGUUGGUUAGUUCAACCAUGAAGAAUACUGCGGAAGCAGUCCUAUUUUUUGAUCGAGUAUUUGACAGCGUGAACGGGUCCCGUGGUGGCUCGGCUCCCGGCAAGAUGCGAGGACCGGUUAAAGAAAUAAAUGGAGAGUGCAAACAUCUGGACUUUUGGAAGGAGAGUAUUAGAGUUUUGCAGGAUCUAUACUAUGUAGAUACUAAUGUUGGUGAUCGAAAAAGGGUACCCAGUGUAAAAAACUGGAUAACAACAUUAGAAAGUUUUAUAAAUUUGUGGGUUGAGCUUAAAGAUAUGGGUGUAAGCUUUUUUUACACUCGUAAUUUAAAUCAGGACCCGUUAGAGAAUUUUUUUGGCCGAAUACGCGCACUUAAUUAUAGGAAUGUUAAUCCUGACCCUUAUUCGUUCAUCUGCUCCUUUAAGUCUCUGUUAGUGACUGAUGUCCUCGGCCCACAUUCUCCGAACUCUAAUUGCGAGUAGGAUAUGGGGGAGGCUAUCUUUAAUAAGGGAUUAAUGUUCGAAGUCCAUGGUGCUCCAGCUAGUUUGCCUGUUGCAGGCCCUUCCCGUGAGCCGCGAGCAUCUCCGUCGCCGUCGCUGCUGCAGCAGGCGCGCGAGGAGACGCAGAACGUCCGCUCUUCUGCCUUCACUGCCGGAUUUGUAUCACGCCAACUUAUUAAAAAGAUACCUUGCACUGAUUGUCGAAAAACAAUGUUGACUACCGAAAUUACUGAUGUACAUGACUGGGUUACACAAAGAGAGCGUAGGCUUUUAAAGGGAAGAAACUUAAAGUAUCCAAAUACUAAAUUUAUCAUUUUGUUCCGGAAAUUAGUAACUUGCAUUAAUCAAUAUUUAGAAUAUCAUAGUCACCAAAAGAGUGUAGUAAAAUAUAUUAAAGUAGAAUUUCUAAAAUCAGCAGAUGUAAGCUGGUUGGGAUGUAGUCAGCAUUGUCGAGAACUACUAGAUAUGUUUGUCAGUCUGGUGUGCCGAGUUCAAAUUCACAAUUGGUGCAAUUGUAUCAAUAAAAUUAUGAAAGGGUCAUUUUUAGGCAAAAUGUCAUCAUCAUCUAUGACCCCUAUGCAAGAAAUUGCAUU